AAUUUCCCGCAAUGCAGUUACUGCUUCCGAUUCUGGUGCUCCUUGGCUUCUCCGGUUUAGCACUCAGCGGAGUCCAGGAAGUGCACAAUGUAUUCGAGCUGACGGGCCAGAAAGCCAGCAGGGAGUUCUCCACGGAUGUGGCCAACGGCAAAUACACUCCGCCGGAGGAGAUGAAUCCCCAGUUCUGGUACGACCUCGCCGACGAGGAGAUCACCAAGAGACUGCUGCAGCCACAACCCAAUUCAGUGAAGGCCAAGAACGUCAUUAUGUUCCUCGGAGAUGGUAUGCCACUCGCAACCGUCACAGCUGCUCGGAUCCUGAAGGGACAGCGCCAGAACAAGACCGGUGAAGAGUCCUCGCUGAGCUUCGAGAGAUUCCCCUAUUCGGGCUUGAGCAGGACCUACUGCGCCAACGCUCAGGUACCAGAUUCCGCCUGCACUGCCACCUCUUAUCUGUGCGGCGUGAAAACCAACAUAAUUAAUAUCGGCGUAAGUGCGGCUGUAAACUUUAAUAACUGCACCGCCAGCCAGGAUCCAGCGAACCGCUUGACCUCCAUUGCCGAAUGGUCCCAGAAUGCUGGCAAGUCCACGGGAUUCGUGACCACCACCACGCUGACCCACGCCAGUCCCUCGGGAGCCUAUGCCAAGACGGCCAACCGGAUGUGGCAGAGCGACACGGAUGUGACCAGCUACGGGGUGGAUGCCAAAACCUGCAUCGACAUGGCCACCCAACUGGUGACCCAGACGCCGGGCAAGAACUUCGAGGUCAUGUUCGGCGGCGGGAUGGGCAAAUUCCUGCCCAAGACCAUCAAGGAUAGCCACGGAAAGGCUGGCGAGCGAUCUGAUGGUGUGAAUCUUCUGUCCCGUUGGCAGGGACUCCACGAUAAGGGUGUCAUGGUCACCAAUCGCAAGCAGCUGCUCAACCUGAACGUCUCAUCUGCGUCCAGCAUUAUUGGGGUCUUCCAGUCGGGCCUGAUGAAAUUCCACAUGGACGCGGAUGCCACCUACCAACCUACCCUCUCCGAACUCACCGAGGUGGCCAUCAAGAAACUGAGCCACAACGAAAAGGGAUACUUUGUUUUUAUUGAAGGUGGUCUUAUUGACUAUGGCAACCAUUACACCCAAGCCGGUUAUGCCUUGGAUGAGGCCCUGGAGUUCGAGAAGGCCAUUCAGUUGGCCCGGGACAUGACCGACAUCGAGGACACGCUGAUUGUGGUGACCGCCGAUCACGGACACGCAAUUAGUAUCGCCGGAUAUCCUGGCAGAGGAACUCCCAUCCUGGGACUUAAUCACCACGACACCGAUAUCAAUGGAGUCAAGUACUCGGUGCUCAAUUACGCUGCGGGACCUAAUCAGUAUUUGGAUGAGACUGGCCAACGUAUUCCCUUGGACAAUAUCCUCGGCCCGGAUAACGCCAUCUCACCCAGCUAUAUUGCUAAGGAAAUAGGUGUACACUCCGGCGAGGAUGUGGGUAUCUGGGCCUCGGGUCCGCAAAGCCAUUUAUUUACCGGAACGAUGCAGCAGAGUACUAUUCCCCACCUAAUGGCCUACGCCUCAUGCGUUGGCAGCGGAAAGAAGGUGUGCACAAACUAAAUUGGGA
Molecule: messenger RNA, 1599 nt
Organism: Drosophila takahashii
Lineage: Eukaryota; Metazoa; Arthropoda; Insecta; Diptera; Drosophilidae
Gene: Alp2
Product: Alkaline phosphatase 2
Biological process (GO): dephosphorylation
Molecular function (GO): alkaline phosphatase activity
Source: RefSeq, a predicted model, not a curated record